GUCUGUUUCAUGGCGAGAAGGGCGGCAAGGUCGCAAGGUGAAAAAGGAGCAAUAAGAAGGUGAAGUGGGAUGUGUGGACUGCGGUUCUGAAAUUGCGAAAGACAGGCCUGUGCGUGGAUGCACCUGCUGGGUGCGGCCGGCUGUCCCAUUCUGUUUUGCCUUUUUUCAACAUGGGGUGAUCUCGGUGUGUUUGUCGGGAUCUGGUGAGCCAGUGGAGGACAAUCGAAGCGAUGAGGGGCGGUGACGAAGGAGUCCUGGGGGAGGCAAGAGGGGAUGGGAUCAGGGGGAGAAGGGCAGUUUGCUUUGGAAGAGAGAACGCACACUCCGUCGUGUGAGGCUGAAGGGGUUGGUGGAGGGGCGGGAGGGAAAUCUGGAGCUGAGACGGAAUUAAAGGCAGUCGGCUUCUAUCAGGUUAUCCACGGGUCCAGCCUUCUGAGCGAAGUCAGCAUCAGUCAUUCGUGUGGAUGAGGGAGGAAGGAGAGAAUGGAAAGGAUUUGCGGGAGCUGUUGUGGGGAAUGGACAGAGGAUCAAAAAGACAUAAGUAGCAAACGUUGCUAACCAUCAUUAAGCGGCACCACUUAGCGAGCGUGGGUUCCAGUGGCCAGGUGUCAGUACGUGCCAGGCGAAGACCAGUGAGAUGGUGCCCUCAGAGCUCACAGCAGAGUCGGAGACAGGUGACGGAGCACAGCGACAAGUCGCCUGGGGAAGUGUGGAGCAGGCUCUGUCAGAGCGAGGGGAGUGACCCCAAAGUCAGACUUGAGGAGGAACACUGGGGAAGCGGGAACGUGUGUGAAUGGCCGGAAGGGCGUCUUGGGGUCGGUGAUAGCUCAGCCGAGCCCCGAGAGGGGAGUGGGCCACCUCUGGAAGGUGGGAAAGUCAGGAGUAAACAAAGCAUUUUCAGGAUGGCAAGUACCAGAACCAAAAGCUUUUGGGGCGAGAGCGAGGCAGAGGUGCUCAGUUCUCCCCGCUUCAGAAGCCUAGGUGCUUCCAGUGCAGAAGCCAGGGCCCCAUGCUCAGCUGACCGAACCAUGCUCUGGGCCGGGUCCAGAAAUCUGCAUUUUUAAUAGGCUCUCCAGGAUACAUUAGGGUAACAUUUAUUGACUACUUACCUGUGCCCAUUGCUAUUCUCAUUGUUCCCUUGGGCUGUCACAUUUAAUCUUAGUAACCUGUGAGAUAGGGUGAGGAAGGUAGGACAUGGAGAAGUCAUUUGCCCAAAGUCACAUAGCCAGUGAGAGUGGGCUGGGCCUCCAGCGCUGGCCAGGAGCACUGCUUGUUUGGGGAUCCGCUGGUAGUUUAUUUUGGCUACACACCUGGGACUAAGAGGUUAGGCACUCCUUACUACCGCCGUUACUACCACUAGUAACGUUACUACCAUUCCUUACUACUGCUGUUACUACCACUAGUAACGUUACUACCAUUCCUUACUACUGCCGUUACUACCACUAAGGGAAGUAGGGGCUAACGUUAAAAAGCUUAGGUUUUGGUUUUGUGGUUUAGUGAUGCUUAUGCACUGAGAAUGAGAGCAGAUAAAGCAGGUAGUGGCCUCUCAGGUUUUUAGCAUCCCAGACUGCCACGUUGCCUCCGUAGUCUCCUCCCAGCCUGAUUGCAUUUCUCCCUCGCCAGGCGCACCUCGGAGCUGGGGCAGGCUCGGUCCCAGGCCACUGCGGUAAAGCGAGUAUCUCAGUAAAGCACGUGGCCAUCUCUUUGCUGGUGGGGGUCAUGCCUCCAGUUUGUAAAAACAGAACAUCUGUGAAACACAGUAAAGUGGGGUGUGCCUGUGUUCCUCCAUAAAUCAUCUCUUACUAGACGAAGCUCAGAACCCAUGUCUUAUCUGUGUAUUCAGUGUCUAGCUCAAGCUGUUUCCUUUAGUCGUAUGUCCUGUACGUGUGUGUGUGUGUGUGUGUGUGUUUCCUUCCCUGGAAUUGAGUGUCAUGAGGGUGGGGACCUGACGUAUUUUGAUCAUUGUUUUAGCCCUAGAACUGGCCAGUCUAUAAAUAGACGUCGCAUGAUGAAACUUUCUGUACCCUCGAUGCCUCCCUGUCUCAUUCCCAGCCCUGUCAGGGUUCUUGAAAGGGCCCACGAGGCCCUAGGUGACUCUCUGCUCACCCUCCCACCCCACCCUCCGCCCCCAUCACGUCUUGCCUCUCACCUGGCCUCACCACACUGCUGCUCGCUGGUGUUUCCACCCAGGUACCCACGGCCCCUGGCCUCACCCCCUUCAGUCUCUGCUACAGUAGUGCCUUAGCCGAGCGGCCGGGCGGGCCGGCGAGUGGGCUCGCUGCUUUGUGAUGCCGCCUCUGUGGUUGUCUGGUGGUGGUAGUUCAUUUUGACUUGUUUCUUAUCUCCCCAGAUAGGCUUUCUUCAGUGCCCCAUAUACAAGUAUCAAUAAAUAUUGAUUUGCUCUUUUCCAGUUGGCUUUUUGCUAACCUCAUAAGUGUUGAUAUAUGUGUGUGUUUUCAAUGAAGUAUUCCCAAGUAGAAACAAAAAAGCGCAUGGUCGUGUUCCAUGUUUGCACUGUCAGAUGUGGUGACUAAGUAUAAAUGAAGUCAUUAAGUUAAAUGUCCAGUUCCUCGCUCACACUAGCCACGUCCCACGUGCUCAGUGGCCCCUGCAUUGAACAGUGUCCCUGUGGGACGCUUCGCCACCGCAGAUGGUUCCGUCAGCAGCAUGAGGUUCGUUCAUCUGUCUUUUAAACUGUCGUGCCACAGAAUCACGGCCGUAAACUACACAUCAGCCAGCAGGUGUCGGUGCCGUUCGGUUUCCAGUCAUGCUGCUGAGUGUCACCGUUUGUCCACAUUCUUCGCCACAGGUCCCCUGAGUGGUCGAGCAUGGACCCAGUCGCUACGCACAGCUGCCACCUCCUCCAGCAGCUGCACGAGCAGCGCAUUCAAGGCCUGCUUUGUGACUGUAUGUUGGUGGUGAAAGGCGUCUGCUUUAAAGCACAUAAGAAUGUUCUAGCAGCAUUCAGUCAGUAUUUUAGGAGCCUCUUUCAGAACUCGUCAGGCCAGAAGACUGACGUCUUCCACUUGGAUAUUAAAAACGUGAGCGGCAUCGGGCAGAUCCUGGACUUUAUGUACACGUCCCGUCUGGAUCUCAGCCAGGACAACGUGCAAGUGAUGCUGGACAUCGCACAGUGUCUGCAGGUUCAGAACGUUCUGAAUCUGUGCCAUGCCUUUUUAAAGUCGGCCGCCGCGGACCAGCCACCCGGCACGCCUUGUAACAGCACAUUCCCCCUGCAGAGCGCCCUGGCUCCUGACGCUGACUGUGUCAUAACUGAAAACUGCUCUCCGCACUUACUGCAGGAGUGUCCGGCCGGUGUUCAGCACGGUAAAGUCUUGGGGGAGUCACACCGUCAGGCGCCACCGUCAGUUAACGUCCACCACCCUACAGGCGAAACAGCAAAACAAGCCACCAACCCCGUAGACGGCAGCUGCGCAGACCUGCCUUGCAGACAGCCAAACUACUACUACAAACUCAGAAACCUGUACAGUAAGCAGUACUGUAAGCAGGCCACACGUCCGGGUCCCGAGAGGAGGCUUGAGCAGCCUUUCGCGCUCGGCACGCCCGCGGACCCCGCCGCCGUGGGAAAGCAGCCUUGCGCCGUCGGUCGAUCUGAGUGUGCCCCGGACCCCGAGUCACACAGCCUGUGCCAACCACCCGCCAAACAGAUGAGGCUCAAGAAGGCCAUUCACCUGAAGAAGCUCAAUUUCCUGAAGUCACAGAAAUCUGCAGAGCAGACGUCGGAAACCAAGCCGGAUGACGGCUUAACAAAGAGGACUGAACCUGCCGGCGAAAACACUGUCGAGAAAGCUGGCAGCCCGAGAGCCGAAGAAAAAGAAAGUGAAGACUUUGUCAGUUCCGAGAAUUUUAAUUGCAUUAGUGAGACGGAGAGGCCCGAAGACCCUGUGGCACUAGAAGACCGGUCCCCGACGCUUCAGUCACAGAAACAAUAUGCGUGCGAAUUGUGCGGGAAACCUUUUAAACACCCGAGCAACCUGGAGCUUCACAAACGGUCUCAUACAGGUGAGAAACCUUUUGAAUGUAACAUUUGUGGGAAACAUUUCUCUCAGGCGGGUAACCUGCAGACUCACUUACGUCGGCAUUCUGGUGAAAAACCGUACAUCUGCGAGAUCUGCGGAAAGAGGUUUGCGGCCUCUGGCGAUGUCCAGCGUCACAUCAUCAUCCACUCGGGAGAGAAGCCACACUUGUGUGACAUCUGCGGCCGAGGGUUCAGUAACUUCAGUAACCUGAAGGAGCACAAGAAGACGCACACGGCCGAGAAGGUCUUCACCUGCGAUGAGUGCGGCAAGUCCUUCAACAUGCAGAGGAAGCUGGUCAAGCACCGCGUGCGGCACACGGGCGAGCGGCCCUACAGCUGUUCCGCCUGCGGAAAAUGCUUCGGGGGCUCAGGCGACCUCCGCAGGCACGUGCGCACGCACACCGGGGAGAAGCCGUACACGUGCGAGAUCUGCAGCAAGUGCUUCACGCGCUCGGCCGUGCUGCGGCGGCACAGGACGAUGCACUGCAGGGCGGGCGACGACGGCCAGGACGCCCUGGCCGAGCUCGCCCAGGCCAUCGAGACCUCCGACCUCGAGAAGUCGCAGAGCUCCGAUUCGUUUUCGCAAGACGUGGCCGUGACGCUGAUGCCCGUGUCCGUUAAGCUCCCCGGCCACCCAGUGGAAGAGUCAGUGACAGAAUUUGAGGACCACGCUGCCGGCUCCUACUGCAAGUUCCGGUCCGCGGCUCAGCCCCAGGGCAUCAGUGACCAGGACAAGCUCCGCCUGGACCCUGGCAAACUCGCCAAGGCCCAGGGGCAGCACGGGCAGCAGCAGGCCUUUGGCUACGCGGCCCUGGACGCCUCCCCCAGCGACGGGCCGCUGCCGGCCGACGGCAUGUCUGGGACCCGCUCGUCUCUGGCCGCGUUGGACAAUCACUGCGGCGACCCCCUGGGCAGCCGGGCAUCGGCCACAGCUUACAGGAACUCGGAAGGUCAGUUUUUCUCCAGCAUGACCCUCUGGGGGCUAGCGAUGAAGACGCUGCAGAAUGAAAACGAGCUGGACCAGUGAAGCCCGCCCCGGUGCCGGCUCUGAGCCGGGCGGAGCAGCCAGGAGACGGCCACUCCCGGGGCCCCUAAGCCCCCAGGGACACUGGGACCGUGCCCCUCCUGACCUGCUGAUCACUGGAAGCCUCCUGAGCCCAAGGUUUGGGAGCGAGGCCUGCGGGCCCACCGUGGACAGACGCCAGAGCGGGGGGUCUCAUGUCACAGUAGCCGGAGGCUUGAGAAACCAGCCCGCUGACUUCAGCUGGCAUGAUACCCGGUGGACUUUGGGUCAACGACUGUACAUUUUGGUCAUGUUAAAGGGAAAAUAUAUAUAUGAUAAUACAAAUA
Pteropus alecto (black flying fox) is the source of this 5389-nucleotide messenger RNA. It is a transcript of the gene ZBTB49, whose product is annotated as zinc finger and BTB domain containing 49. Bases 2829 to 5066 code for a protein of 745 amino acids. The record is from RefSeq and is a predicted model, not a curated record. NCBI's taxonomy places the organism in Eukaryota, Metazoa, Chordata, Mammalia, Chiroptera, Pteropodidae. Gene Ontology annotation, cellular component: nucleus. The transcript has 7 exons. Gene Ontology annotation, biological process: regulation of transcription by RNA polymerase II. Gene Ontology annotation, molecular function: RNA polymerase II cis-regulatory region sequence-specific DNA binding; DNA-binding transcription factor activity, RNA polymerase II-specific; protein binding.